This is a messenger RNA of Ceratotherium simum simum (southern white rhinoceros), 2453 nucleotides long. RefSeq names its product nuclear receptor binding protein 2 (gene NRBP2). The record is from RefSeq and is a predicted model, not a curated record. Lineage: Eukaryota; Metazoa; Chordata; Mammalia; Perissodactyla; Rhinocerotidae. Gene Ontology annotation, molecular function: protein kinase activity; ATP binding. Gene Ontology annotation, biological process: protein phosphorylation.
AUGUGUGUGCGGCAGGAGCCGGUCGGGCAGCGGUGCGGGAAGAACGCGAGGCUCCAAGAGCCGGGCAGGGGCGGUUCCCCGAGACCCCUGGCCCGGUCCGCGCAGGCCGCCGCGCCCCCGGGGAGCCCGGAGCCGGCGCCGAGGCGGGGCCGGGAGCGGGAGCGGGAGGACGAGAGCGAGGACGAGAGCGACAUCCUGGAGGAGAGCCCGUGCGGCCGCUGGCAGAAGCGGCGGGAGCAGGUGAACCAGGGGAACAUGCCAGGGGUCCAGAGCACCUUCCUGGCCAUGGACACGGAGGAGGGGGUGGAGGUGGUUUGGAAUGAGUUGCACUUCGGCGACAGGAAGGCCUUUGCCGCGCACGAGGAGAAGAUCCAGACCAUGUUUGAGCAGCUGGCCCUAGUGGACCACCCUAACAUCGUCAAGCUGCACAAGUACUGGCUGGAUGCCUCUGAGGCCCAUGCGCGGGUCAUCUUCAUCACAGAGUAUGUGUCCUCGGGCAGCCUCAAGCAAUUCCUCAAAAAGACCAAGAAGAACCACAAAGCCAUGAACGCCCGGGCCUGGAAGCGCUGGUGCACGCAGAUCCUGUCCGCGCUCAGCUUUCUGCAUGCCUGCAGUCCCCCCAUCAUCCACGGGAACCUGACCAGUGAUACCAUCUUCAUACAGCACAACGGCCUCAUCAAGAUCGGCUCUGUGUGGCACCGCAUCUUCUCCAAUGCACUUCCGGACGAUCUUCGAAGCCCCAUCCGCGCGGAGCGCGAGGAACCGCGGAACCUGCACUUCUUCCCGCCAGAGUACGGCGAGGUUGCUGAUGGCACUGCUGUGGACAUCUUUUCCUUUGGGAUGUGUGCACUGGAGAUGGCUGUGCUGGAGAUCCAAGCCAACGGGGACACCCGGGUCACAGAGGAGGCCAUUGCUCGGGCCAGGCACUCGCUAAGUGACCCCAACAUGCGGGAGUUCAUCCUCUCCUGCCUGGCCCGGGACCCCGCCCGCCGGCCCUCUGCUCACAACCUUCUGUUCCACCGCGUGCUCUUCGAAGUGCACUCACUGAAGCUCCUGGCAGCUCACUGCUUCAUCCAGCACCAGUACCUCAUGCCUGAGAAUGUGGUGGAGGAAAAGACCAAAGCGUUGGACUUGCAGGCAGUCCUGGCAGAGAUCCCCCGGCCCCCGCGGCAGUGGCGGUACUCAGAGGUCUCCUGCUUGGAGCUGGACAAAUUCCUGGAGGAUGUCAGGAAUGGGAUCUACCCUCUGAUGAACUUUGCUGCUGCUCGGCCCCUGGGGCUGCCCCGUGUGCUGGCCCCACUCCCCGAGGAGGCCCAGAAGGCCAAGACCCCAACACCAGAACCCUUUGACUCAGAGACCAGAAAGGUGAUCCAGAUGCAGUGUAACCUGGAGAGAAGCGAGGACAAGGCGCCCUGGCAUCUCACUCUGCUUCUGGUGAUGGAGGACCGGCUGCACCGGCAGCUCACUUACGACCUGCUCCCAACCGACAGCGCCCAGGACCUCGCCGCGGAGCUCGUGCACUACGGCUUCGUCCAUGAGGACGACCGGACGAAGCUGGCCGCCUUCCUGGAGAGCACCUUCCUCAAGUACCGCGGAGCUCAGCCUUGACCGCACCCCAGCCCCUGGAGACCAGCCGUGCCUGCCCACAGGGGGAAGCUCAGCAUUGGCCCGGGGUGGGAGAACCAGGGGCCGCCUUCUGCCUGCAUGCCUAGGGGCUAAUGACCAGAGGCCUGCUAGUGAGGAACCUCUGCUUCCACAGCUUCGGAGGAGCCCUGGGGUGGGGGUGGGGGGAGUGGUUAUGCCCUAUGUCCUUAGGAUCAGGAUUCCCCCACCCAGCCUGCUUCCACAACUCAGCAUCCCUUCCCAUAUCCUCCAUUUCCUGGCCAAGAGUCCCCCCUGCCUACCCCCCCAAGCUAUCUGGUCAGUGACUGAGCCCUCAGCAUGGGGGAGGCGGCCUGGCAGGGAGCCACGGUGCUGGGACAUGGGAGUCAGCCCAGGACAGAUGUCUGCCCAGGGAAAUGCUCCAUCCUGGGUUGGUACCACAGAUCCACACAAGGAACCCCCACCUCAUGCCAGUGGUGAAGCAUCUGCAGGUGUCAGGCAUGGCGCUGGGUGCUGGGCAGGCCCCUGACCUGGCGGGAGAAGCAGGCAGCAGAGACAAGAGUCCAAGAAGCUCAAGUUCCCAGCUCCAUGUGGCUCUUUCACCCCACCCUCCAUCCAAUGCAGACCUGCUCUGGAGCCCCUCUCUGACUUUCUGCUGCUCUGAGACCAGGACCUGCUGCCUCCUCUGCAGACACUCUUCUGGCCCCUGCCACCCCCUCCAAAGGGCUAUGUUCUCUCCUGCAUCCCCUGGGCUGGAGAGGUCGGGGUCAGGUGUCCACCCUGCUCCUCACUGCGCCUCCUCUCAAACUCACCACCUCCCGCAUCCCCUCCCUCACCUCCCCGUGGCAGCU